UUUGUUGCUGCAAGUACUAAUCUUACUGUCUGUAAAGUGCAUGACUAAAUAGAAGUUUUUAAAAAACAAUUUUUUCCUAGUUCAAAAUUAUUUAUGAGCAAACUUUAUGUAUUUUUUUAAGCAUAAAAAUUGUGCAUUUUUUUGCAUAAUGUUAAUUUAAACUCUAAAAUUGUGCGCAAAAUUUUAGUAUAAAAAACAAUUCGAAAAACACUAAACGUUAUCACAUUUUGUUAAACAAUCUAACAAUCAACAACUAAUUAAAAUGAAAUUCAUCGUAGUUGCUUUGGCUUUGGUAGCCUGUGUUAUGGGUGAUGUUUCGGAGUUGGGUUAUGAUUAUCAUGCACCCGCCCCUGUUGAACAUCAUCAUGAACAUGUUAUGAGUUUUGUUCCUGAAGUGCCACAUAACACUUAUAUUCCUCCAGCUGUUCAUGCUCCAGCCCCCGCUCCUGAAUAUCAUCCAGCUCCUGCCCCUGUACCAGAAUACCACCCAGCCCCAGCUCCCCAAAACACUUACAUUCCCCCCGCUGCCCCAGCUCCUGUACCAGAAUACCAUCCUGCCCCAGCCCCUGCUCCAGUUCCAGAAUACCAUUCUGGUCCUGUAGCUCCCCACAACGAUUAUCUUCCCCCCUCUGGUCCAGUUGGUGCCUCAGCUGAUUUCGGCAAUGAUGGCUACCGUUACAAGUCCGUACGUCGUGUUGUCUAUCGUCGUCGUUUCUAAUUUGUUAUUUAAAACAAAACUGUUAAAAUUAAUUUGUUAUAAAAAUCAAAAAAAAAAACCAAAUGAAAUAAAAAAACUUAGUAUUUAAUUAAAACA
Molecule: messenger RNA, 814 nt
Organism: Lucilia sericata (common green bottle fly)
Lineage: Eukaryota; Metazoa; Arthropoda; Insecta; Diptera; Calliphoridae
Product: extensin-like
Exons: 2
Coding region: 263-718 (151 amino acids)
Source: RefSeq, a predicted model, not a curated record